Molecule: messenger RNA, 1119 nt
Organism: Pocillopora meandrina
Lineage: Eukaryota; Metazoa; Cnidaria; Anthozoa; Scleractinia; Pocilloporidae
Source: the annotation of a GenBank genome assembly
CCGGCGAAUUGUACAUAAAGGAAAUCACGACACUAAUAGGCUAUUUAGAAAAUAUAGUGAAAACCGCGGUUAUAGCAUACCAGGACAAGAAAAGCAUUAGUCGACUUAAAAACAUCAGAAGCUCACAUUGAAAUUUAUAACACGCAGUGAAGAAAAAAUGGCAAGCGACAAGGAGGUGGGAGGAGAAGAAAAACCUCAAGUUAUUUCUCAGUUGGAGCCGAGUAAACGGCUGUGCCUCUCAACACAUCUCAUCUAUCUUUACUUGUUUCCCGUUUGCGCGUUUCUAGCUUCUUUGGUUCUUGUCUCGCUCGCAUUCAAGACACCACGUCCGGGAAUCUCACUUGGGUCCAGUUUCCUACUGUUUAUACUUGCCAUUGUGUAUUGCGCGAUUGCAAAUGCAUUGAGGUCUUUUUGCUUACCGAGCGACGAGCGAGAUUCAGACAGUGAAAAGAGUUAUGUAACUGUUGAUAUGACUUCUUUGGAAGAAGGGGAGCUUGCUAUCAACACCGAUGCGUAGGAGAACACGAACUUUCAUUACUGAGAAUUCGACUUUACAUUGCUAAUGACAGUUAACAUGUCUAUUCAUAUCGAACUGACCAGAAGAGUGUGUGCUGUUGCUAAACCUGUGAGAGAACGAUGGCCAACAAAAAGACCAUUUCAAUGCCUCUAUGAAGCAACUUCUUAUCCCUUCAGCAUCUAUAUUUGAGUCUAGCACCGAUGAAUUGGAUGUAACUGUGAACGAACAAGUUGAAGAACGCGUAAAAUAGGACGGGUACGAAUGAGUUCAUAAAGAAAAUAAAGUCCAGCUACUGAGAGAAAGAAUUUCAUCAUGGUUCAAACUUCAGUGCGCACUACUGUUUGCCAAAACCUUGGUCAUAUCAAAGUUAUUGCAUGACUUUGCCUCAAUUAAGCGUCCAGUGGCACACAUUGAUGACUGAAAACAUGCAAGAGACGAAGAGUUUUAAUUUGAAGGACUUUAAAGGUUUUCGACGAUACUUUUGACGUCACUUAAUCUGGAGCUAAACUACCUUUGUCGGCUCGGACUACAGGACCGAAAGGCUUCAUGGGUCCUUCAACUGAGUUGUCAUUUUCAUAGGGGAACGGUCAUAUUUAUCGCGG